Molecule: messenger RNA, 2914 nt
Organism: Jaculus jaculus (lesser Egyptian jerboa)
Lineage: Eukaryota; Metazoa; Chordata; Mammalia; Rodentia; Dipodidae
Gene: Mvp
Product: major vault protein
Exons: 15
Coding region: 169-2811 (880 amino acids)
Cellular component (GO): nucleus; cytoplasm
Source: RefSeq, a predicted model, not a curated record
AAGGCAGAAAUUCCUGAGUUUGGAAUGAGCUGCAGGUGCCCUUUAAAUACCCAAGCUCCUCCCCUGCCUGCCCUACCCUACCGGGAAGUGAUCCCCAGGAGUUUCCUGACCCGAGGCCUGCCUCAGCCAGCCACCUUGCUAGAUUUAGCCUGGGAUUGAGGGUUCACCAUGGCAACGGAAGAGUCCAUCAUCCGCAUCCCCCCAUACUACUACAUCCAUGUGCUGGACCAGAACAGCAAUGUGUCCCGUGUGGAAGUUGGGCCAAAGACCUACAUCCGACAGGACAAUGAGAGGAUCCUAUUUGCACCCUUGCGCAUGGUGACCAUCCCCCCACGCCAUUACUGUAUAGUGGCCAACCCUGUGUCACGGGACGCCCAAAACUCAGUCUUAUUUGACGUCACAGGGCAAGUUCGGCUUCGUCAUGCUGACCAGGAGAUCCGACUGGCCCAAGACCCCUUCCCCCUGUACCCAGGGGAGGUCCUGGAAAAGGAUGUCACCCCAUUGCAGGCAGUUCUGCCCAACACUGCCCUACAUCUGAAGGCCUUGCUGGACUUUGAGAAUAAAAAUGGAGAUAAGGUGGUGGCAGGAGACGAAUGGCUCUUUGAGGGACCUGGCACAUACAUCCCGCAGAAGGAAGUGCAGGUCGUGGAGAUCAUUCAAGCCACGGUCAUCAGACAGAACCAGGCUCUGCGGUUAAGGGCCCGCAAAGAGUGCUGGGACCGGGAUGGCAAGGAGAGGGUGACAGGCGAGGAAUGGCUGGUCCGCUCGGUGGGUGCUUAUCUCCCAGCAGUGUUUGAGGAGGUGCUGGACUUGGUGGAUGCUGUGAUCCUUACAGAAAAGACAGCUCUGCACCUCCGGGCUAAGCAGAACUUUCAGGACUUUCAAGGAGUGGCCCGCCGCACAGGGGAAGAAUGGCUGGUGACAGUGCAGGACACGGCAGCCCAUGUCCCAGAUGUCCACGAGGAGGUGCUUGGAGUGGUACCCAUCACCACCUUGGGCCCCCGAAACUACUGUGUUAUCCUUGACCCAAUGGGACCAGAUGGCAAGAACCUGCUGGGCCAAAAGCGUGUUGUCAAGGGAGAGAAGUCAUUUUUCCUCCAGCCAGGGGAGAGGCUAGAACGAGGCAUCCAGGAUAUAUAUGUGCUGUCGGAGCAACAGGGACUGUUGCUGAGGGCCCUGCAGUCCCUGGAAGAGGAGGAAGAAGAGGGGAAGGUCUCCCGCCAAGCUGGAGACUGCUGGCUCAUCCGAGGGCCCCUGGAGUAUGUGCCAUCUGCCAAGGUAGAAGUGGUGGAGGAGCGUCAGGCCAUCCCUCUGGACCAGAAUGAGGGCAUCUAUGUGCAGGAUGUCAAGACCGGAAAGGUGCGGGCUGUGAUGGGAAGCACCUAUAUGCUGACCCAGGAUGAAGUCCUUUGGGAGAAGGAGCUGCCUCCUGGGGUGGAGGAGUUGCUGAAUAUGGGGCAUGACCCCCUGGCAGACAGGGGCCAGAAGGACACGGCUAGAACCCUGCACCCUGCCAUUCUCCGGAACAAGACCCGCGUGGUUAGCUACCGGGUCCCACACAAUGCAGCGGUGCAGGUGUAUGACUACAGAGCCAAGAGAGCGCGUGUGGUCUUUGGGCCUGAGCUGGUGUCACUGGAUCCAGAGGAACAGUUCACAGUGCUGUCGCUUUCUGCUGGGCGGCCCAAACGUCCCCACGCCCGCCGUGCACUCUGCCUGCUGCUGGGGCCCGACUUCUUUACCGAUGUCAUCACCAUUGAAACGGCAGACCACGCCAGGCUGCAGCUGCAGCUUGCCUACAACUGGCACUUUGAGCUGAAGAACCGGAACGACCCUCAAGAGGCAGCCAAGCUCUUUUCAGUGCCUGAUUUUGUGGGUGAUGCCUGUAAGGCCAUCGCAUCCCGAGUCCGGGGCGCUGUGGCUUCCGUCAGCUUUGAUGACUUCCACAAGAACUCAGCUCGCAUCAUUCGCACAGCUGUAUUUGGUUUUGAAACCUCUGAAGCCACAGGCCCCAGUGGCAUGUUGCUGCCCAGGCCCCGUGACCAGGCCAUCUUUCCCCAAAAUGGGUUGGUGGUCAGCAGCGUGGAUGUACAGUCGGUGGAGCCCGUGGACCAGAGGACCCGGGAUGCCCUUCAGCGCAGUGUCCAGCUGGCCAUUGAGAUCACCACCAACUCUCAGGAGGCUGCGGCCAAGCAUGAGGCUCAGAGACUAGAGCAAGAAGCCCGUGGCCGGCUAGAGAGGCAGAAGAUCUUGGACCAGUCAGAAGCUGAAAAAGCUCGAAAGGAACUCUUGGAGCUUGAGGCUAUGAGCAUGGCCGUGGAGAGCACAGGGAAUGCGAAGGCCGAGGCUGAGUCCCGAGCAGAAGCAGCUCGGAUCGAGGGGGAGGGCUCUGUGCUACAGGCCAAGCUGAAGGCACAGGCGCUGGCCAUUGAGACAGAGGCCGAACUCCAGCGAGUACAGAAAGUGCGAGAGCUGGAACUGAUCUAUGCACGGGCCCAGCUGCAGCUGGAAGUUAGCAAGGCCCAGCAGCUUGCUGAGGUGGAAGUGAAUAAGUUCAAACAGAUGACAGAGGCUCUGGGUCCCAGCACUAUCAGGGACCUGGCUGUGGCUGGACCAGAGAUGCAGGUGAAACUGCUUCAGUCCUUAGGCCUGAAAUCUACCCUGAUCACAGAUGGCUCCUCUCCCAUCAACCUUUUCAACACCGCCUUCGGGUUGCUGGGGCUUGGGGCUAAUGGUCAGCCCCCAGCCAAAAAAUCAGCUGGCGAGCCCAGCCUUGGGGAACAUUUGCCUUUCUCAGGCCCUCCUGCUCCGUAGUCUGUUCCAAGCAGCUACACUGUGCCUUAGCCACUCUGCGCCCAUGCAUGCCCUUCAGCCCUACACUGACGAUGGAUAAAAUAAAACAUUUUGGGUGUUUAAA